AUGUCUGAGGAUGAACUGGACAAACUUCCCUUUAAAGUUGCAUUUAUUGUCUUAGGACAGUAAAAAUUAUUAGUUAUACCUAACUUUUCUGUUUACUCCCUUUCACCUAAGAAUCGAUUAGCUUCACAAGAUUAAGACGAUCAAUUUUAAGGUUAUAUGUGA
This is a messenger RNA of Stylonychia lemnae, 162 nucleotides long. The record is from the annotation of a GenBank genome assembly. Lineage: Eukaryota; Ciliophora; Spirotrichea; Sporadotrichida; Oxytrichidae.